Messenger RNA from Colletotrichum chrysophilum, 843 nucleotides. RefSeq lists its product as uncharacterized. The transcript is spliced from 2 exons. Gene Ontology annotation, cellular component: peroxisome; mitochondrion. Gene Ontology annotation, biological process: glutathione metabolic process. NCBI's taxonomy places the organism in Eukaryota, Fungi, Ascomycota, Sordariomycetes, Glomerellales, Glomerellaceae. The record is from RefSeq and is a predicted model, not a curated record. The coding region runs from base 1 to 843 and encodes 280 amino acids. Gene Ontology annotation, molecular function: glutathione peroxidase activity; glutathione transferase activity.
AUGGGCGGCAAAGUAGAUGUGUACAUUGAUAUCGCAUCUCUGUACAGCUACAUCGCAUUUUACUACAUCAUCAAGAGCCAGGGUGCUCUCGCCGCACAUGGUGUCAGGCUAGAGUCCGUUCUCACCCCUCACCUGCUGAACUCAGUCUCACCUCUCAUCGCCCGGCAGCCUCCAUCCCGUACUUCUCGGCGGUAUCAACGCGGCAUCCGGUACGUCAGCCCCCUUCCAUUCAGCCCUGCCUCCACUAAGACCGCCGCAGGAAACAAGCCGCCAUGGACACUCCCCGCAAAGGCGAAGUACGGCACUCAUGAUGCCCGGCGCUCCUCCAUCCGCAUCGGCAAACCCGACAUCACCACGCCCCCAGACUUCAUGGACCGCAGCAUGACGAUCCUGCCCCUGCGCGCCCUGCACUUCAUCAAAAAGACCUACCCAGACGCAGCUUACCAGACAGCCUGGCACUGGCUCCUACACUGCUUCUGGGAGCCGCCUAACAUGAACCUCACCAAGCUCGACGUCCUGGUCAAAGCGCUGGCCGACGCGCCGCAGGAGUACCCGCCACCUGCGGGAGCCCAGGCCAAGCUGUUCAGCGAGGCCGACGUGAAGAAGAUCAUGGAGGGCACCGCGACGCAGGAGAUCAAGGACGCGGUGAAGGCUAAGACGCAGGAGGCGGUUGAAAGGGGCGCGUUCGGCGCCCCGUGGUUCUGGGCCGUGAACGACGAGGGCAAGGAGGAGCCCUUCUUCGGCAGCGACAGGUUCCAUUUCUUGUACGAGUUCCUGAGCGUCCCGUUUCAGGACAUUGCGAUUCUGCCGCCCGGCUCGCAGAGGAAGGACACGAAGCUGUGA